CCCAGCACAACCUCAUCUAUCCAUUCAGGCAUCAUGAAACCCUUGACAAAUGGAACUGUAUUUAAUUGAUUCCGUGACUAAGGCAGGAAGCAAAUGUGGGUGUGGGAGCUCUGAACAUCUGCUGAGCCAGCCCCCACCCAGGAAAGAAGUGGAGUGGACUUUGGAUCAUUCUAAAUGAAUCGUCCAACUGUACAGGGCACAGCCAUUCUCUAGGGAAGCAAGCUUUCCACAGCAGAGAGUCGGGAACAGGAGCAAGAGAGACUUACUUGGCAACAGGCACAGCAAGCAUGAAUCCAAUGACUCCACCAGGCCCUCCGGUCAACUCUGUAUAUGUGGUGGCACCCCCCAACGGUUACCCCGUGGUCCCAGGAACUGUGACUCAGGUGCCUCUGUAUCCAGGCAACCAGCCUCAAAUCCACGUAAUUCCUGGGAAUCCACCUGGUUUGGUGACAGCGCAGAAAGUCUUGAAAAAUGGCAAAGUCCUGGGGGCCAUCCAGAUCCUGAUUGGCUUGGUGCACAUUGGCAUGGGCUCCAUCAUGAUGACCAACCUCUCUGGGUACUAUAUACCUAUCUCCCUCUAUGGAGGCUUCCCCUUCUGGGGAGGCGUUUGGUUUAUCAUUUCAGGAUCUCUUUCCGUGGCGGCAGAGAAUCAGCCCAAUUCUUCUUGCCUGCUGAAUGGCAGCGUGGGCUUGAACAUCUUCAGCGCCAUCUGUUCAGCAGUGGGCAUCAUACUCCUCAUCACAGAUAUGAGUAUCUCGGGAACAUAUGUUUACCCCAAUGACUACCCUUACUACUACUACAGCAUGACAAUAGGCAUGGCUCUUUCUGGUGUACUGCUCAUCUUCUGCCUCCUGGAGCUCUCCAUCGCAAGUGUGUCUUCCCACUUUGGCUGCCAAGUGGCCUGCUGUCAGUCCAACAAUGUGGAUGUGGUCAUUCCAAAUGUCUACACAACAAACCCAGUGGUCUUCCCAGAACCUUCGAACCCAAUACCAAGUUAUUCCAGUGCAGUUCAAGACUCAAAUAGGUGAAGCUGAAGAUUCUAGAAAAAUCUUUCACUGAGACCAAGUGACAUCCUCCCUUGCCUAGGCUCCUAUAAACCAGGUUCUUCCUUUCCUGACAAACUGAGCGAAAUGUCUCUCUUACUGCUUACACUGUGGACUUGUGCUUCACCUCACUCCAGCAAGUCCUGAUGGCUCUCUACUAGAGUAAGGUGGGAGAUUGAAAUGGAUUAAACAAAGAUGUCCUCCCAAGACAGGUGCAUCUGUAUGGUGACAGCCAUCUCUACACCAGUCUUGGUGUGCACACAUCCAUGUACUCCCUGACUAAAAUAGUUUUCAUAAUAGAGAAAUAGUUAUCUCAUCACUCAAACUUCCCUCUGUCAAUCAUUCAAUCAUUUAAUAAAUAUAUAUUGAGCAUCAGAAAUG
Messenger RNA from Peromyscus leucopus (white-footed mouse), 1424 nucleotides. It is a transcript of the gene Ms4a8, whose product is annotated as membrane spanning 4-domains A8. The transcript is spliced from 7 exons. The record is from RefSeq and is a predicted model, not a curated record. Gene Ontology annotation, cellular component: plasma membrane. NCBI's taxonomy places the organism in Eukaryota, Metazoa, Chordata, Mammalia, Rodentia, Cricetidae. Gene Ontology annotation, biological process: cell surface receptor signaling pathway. The coding region runs from base 288 to 1028 and encodes 246 amino acids.